CUUCCGACUUCCUUCUCCUUUUGAAGCCAGAGCCACUGCUGCAAUGGCAAAGCUAAUUUUACCUUUUCUAAAAUUAAUUAUUUUGUGGAGCACUGUCGAGGCUGUGUUUGAGGAUCAAGUAGGGAAAUUUGACUGGAGGCAGCAAUAUGUGGGCAAAGUUCGUUUUUCUCAUUUUGACACACAAAUGCAAUCAUCCAAGAAAGUGCUUGUGGCAACAGAGAGUAACGUUUUUGCUGCACUAAAUACGAGAACAGGAGAACUAUUCUGGCGACAUGUGGACAAGACUGGACCUGAGGGAAACAUUGAUGCUCUUCUACAACAUGGACAAGAUGCAGUGCUAGUCGUUGGUAAUGGGCGCUUGCUGCGUUCCUGGGAGAUUAAUAUAGGUGGUUUAAACUGGGAAAUUGUGCUCGACUCUGGCAGUUUCCAGUCAGCCUGUUUAGUUGGACAACAAGGCACGGUUAAAAAUGUAGCUGUUUUGAAGAAAACUGCAAUCUCUCUCCAUUACCUUUCUCAUGGACAUCAAAAAUGGAUAGAGAACCUACCAGAUAGUGAAACGGUGGAUUACCAAUCUGUGUAUUCUGGUGGAGAUGGCCAAGUUUAUGCAUUGGGAGUCGUUCCCCAUUCUCACAUUGGUGUUGUUGUUUAUAGCGUGGAGGAUGGAGAGAUAAUUAAACAGAUCUCAGUUGAAGCUCCUUGGCUGUCCAACAUACCUGCCAGCUGUGCAGUGGUUGGCCAGGACAUGUUGACAUGUGUAGACUCUACAACCAUGUCCCUUUACAUGCUUGACUUAAACCUACAGCCACAGAUGACCCAGAUCCCCCUGCAGUCACUUGCAGUUGAAGUGGAGUCUGGCUUUCAGCCGUCCCUGGUGUCACACCAGCCUAACGCAGCUCUUCGCCCGCUGUCAGAGUUCUUCCUCCAGGUCGGCCCUGACCAGUAUUUGCUUCUCCAGCUCAACGAUGGUCAGAUAGUCACACUGAGGGACUUCAAACCCGCUCCGCUGGUUUCAUUUGCAACAACUGGUGAGAAGACUGUUGCUGCUGUCAUGUCACCCAAGAAUCAAACUGCUUCCACUAUUAACCUCUUUAGUGCUGAAACGGGACGCAGGCUUCUUGACACAAGUCUGAUUUUUAAUAUGGAUCCCAAUGGAGGAAAACCAGAAAAGUUGUAUGUACAAGCGUUCCUGAAGAAAGAUGAUUCUGUUGGCUACAGAGUCAUGGUGCAGACCGAGGAUCACACACUUACUUUUAUACAGCAGCCAGGGCGUGUGAUGUGGACCAGAGAGGAGGCCCUGUCAGAUGUGGUGACGAUGGAAAUGGUGGAUCUGCCCCUCACUGGAACACAGGCUGAACUGGAGGGAGAGUUUGGCAAAAAGGCUGAUGGGCUGAUGUCCAUGGUGUUGAAGAGGCUCUCCUCUCAGCUCAUCCUGCUGCAGGCCUGGAUCGGUCACCUCUGGAAGCUGUUCUAUGAUGCUCGCAAACCCCGCAGUCAGGUCAAAAAUGAGAUCACCAUCGAGAACCUCUCCAGAGACGAGUUCAACCUGCAGAAGAUGAUGGUUAUGGUCACGGCGUCUGGGAAGCUUUUUGGGAUCGACAGCAAGACUGGUGGUAUUUUAUGGAAGCACUACCUUGAGAACAUCCCUUCUAAUGCUGCUUUCAAUCUGAUGGUGCAACGAACGACUGCACAUUUCCCUCAUCCCCCACAGUGCACACUGCUCAUCAAAGACAAGGAUACAGGUUUGGCCACACUGCAUGUGUUCAACCCUAUUUUUGGGAAGAGGAGUUAUGUCACUCCACCUGCUCUACCUCAGCCAAUCCUGCAGUCCCUCUUGCUGCCCCUCAUGGACCAGGAUUAUUCCAAGGUCCUACUUCUGAUUGAUGACCAGAACAAGGUUUCUGCCUUCCCUUCUACUAAAAACGUGCUGCAGCAGCUCCAGGAAACGGCCUCAUCCAUAUUCUUUUACCUCAUUGACUCCAAUCAGGGGAGACUUUCUGGUUACAGACUGAAAACGGACUUAUCAACGGAGCAGAUCUGGGAGGUAAUCCUUCCAACUGAGAUUCAGAAGAUCGUUUCUGUCAAAGGGAAAAGACUUAAUGAGCAUGUGCAUUCACAAGGGAGAGUAAUGGGAGACCGCAGUGUGCUCUAUAAGUACUUAAACCCAAAUCUGCUGGCCGUUGUGACUGAGAGCACAGACACGCAUCAGGAGCGCAGCUUCAUUGUGAUUUUAUUGAUCGAUGGCGUGACUGGCCGCAUCAUCCACGAGGCCGUGCAGAGGAAAGCCAAAGGACCGGUCCAUGUUGUGCACUCUGAAAACUGGGUUGUGUACGAAUACUGGAGCACCAAGUCACGCAGAAAUGAGUUCUCUGUAAUUGAACUCUACGAAGGAAUGGAGCUCUACAACAGCACCGUGUUCAGCUCGCUGGACCGACCACUUGUUCCUCAGGUGCUUCAGCAGUCGUACAUCUUUCCCUCCUCCAUCUCUGCCAUGGAGGCCACUCUGACGGAGAAGGGCAUCACCAGCCGCCAUCUGCUCAUUGGCCUGCCAUCUGGAGGGAUUCUGUCGUUACCAAAGAUGUUCCUGGACCCACGCAGACCAGAAAUGGCGUCGGAGCAAAGUCGUGAAGAAAACCUGAUACCAUACGCACCAGAGCUGAUCAUCCGUACAGAGUGGUUCAUCAAUUAUAAUCAGACUGUAUCAAGAGUACGAGGUAUUUACACAUCCCCUUCUGGACUGGAAUCCACCUGCCUGGUAGUGGCAUUUGGUCUUGACAUCUACCAGACACGCGUUUAUCCCUCAAAGCAGUUUGACGUACUAAAAGACGACUACGACUACAUGCUGAUCAGCAGCGUACUACUUGCCCUUUUCUUUGCCACCAUGAUCAGCAAACGCCUGGCAGAAGUCAAACUGCUCAACCGGGCCUGGCGGUAAAGUGAUCGUCUUAGUCCAGCACCUCAAAGCCCUGCGGCUGCACGAAGAACCUCGGUCCGAGGAGAUGAGACGGCGGAGGCCGUGCCUGUAGAAGAACACAGGCCAAAGUUCAACAAGGCUCUUAAGGAACUGCGGGGGACAGAGGGGGGAGGGGGUGUAAGGAAGGGGUUAGGUUUUAUGUGUUUGUUUUUUAACUUAUUUUGCACAACUAAGAAAUUAUUACGUAACUGAAUCAAUUUUCCUUUGUGCCACGUCAUUUUUGCUUAAAUGUUUUAACACAGAACUAAUUAAAAAUGAAUGAAACAGACAUGGAUUUAAUAAACUGUGGAGUUUGAAAGCCCUUCACAUACGGCAUUUAGGUACUUAAUGAAAGUUUUUCCAAGAUGACUUUUGCGACAUUUCUGCAUCGUCAUACAGUUCUAAUGGAGAGCAAUGAUAAAUCUGGAGGUCAGAGACUGGACACGGAGGAAGAAAAAAAAAAACUCUAGAUAUACAGUAUAAGCCCAAAUUGGUACAAUACCAUAUUUGAAUGGUUUGUUUUUUAGCCUGCUGAAUCGCCAUGAUACUCCUAUGCCAUAUUGAGUUGAUGGCAAGUGAUCUGUGAAUAAAUGUGAGAUGAUAAUGUAGCAAGGACAAGAAAACAUCUUUUUUUCUUCUUUGGGCCGUCCUGAAGACUUCCUGCUGAAUGCACUGUCGCCACCGUCACGUGUUUAACCUGGAAACAUGGUCGACCUCAUUUCGUGGUUUUGAUCCAUUAAAAUUUCUUUCAAACUCCA
Messenger RNA from Cololabis saira (Pacific saury), 3708 nucleotides. RefSeq names its product ER membrane protein complex subunit 1 (gene emc1). Gene Ontology annotation, cellular component: EMC complex. Gene Ontology annotation, molecular function: protein binding. The record is from RefSeq and is a predicted model, not a curated record. Gene Ontology annotation, biological process: protein folding in endoplasmic reticulum. Lineage: Eukaryota; Metazoa; Chordata; Actinopteri; Beloniformes; Belonidae. The coding region runs from base 44 to 2932 and encodes 962 amino acids. The transcript is spliced from 22 exons.